Messenger RNA from Triplophysa dalaica, 5919 nucleotides. It is a transcript of the gene pkd2, whose product is annotated as polycystic kidney disease 2. Gene Ontology annotation, molecular function: voltage-gated calcium channel activity; potassium channel activity; calcium ion binding. NCBI's taxonomy places the organism in Eukaryota, Metazoa, Chordata, Actinopteri, Cypriniformes, Nemacheilidae. The coding region runs from base 693 to 3404 and encodes 903 amino acids. The transcript is spliced from 15 exons. Gene Ontology annotation, cellular component: membrane. The record is from RefSeq and is a predicted model, not a curated record. Gene Ontology annotation, biological process: detection of mechanical stimulus; release of sequestered calcium ion into cytosol; potassium ion transmembrane transport.
UUGAAUCGUCACAUAUGUGUAUCGUAACUUGUUAUACUGCUUGACAGAAAAGUCAACGUUUAAAAACUUGUUUAAUGUUCAUGUAACAUCGUAUAGCUGCUAUUUAACCACUUUAUUUUAAAGAAAUUAAAAUUUCUUUUUUAAUAUAAGCGUGUUUUAGUGGUUUUGUGAGUAAAAGUGUGUAGUGGAGAGAUCGGGAGGGGCUGCACUAAACAGGGCAAUGUUGAAGUUUCCAGAGGUUGAUGUCAGCGUAACUGGAUUCCUCUAGUCUGGGAUUUUAAGGGAACAACUGGGAACAAGAUGGCUGAGUGUGGACUGGAAAACUGCUUUUGUCCACUUUCACAAACUUCGGACUAAGGGUUUCUAAAACUUUCUUAAAGUAAAAGAUGCAGGUAUACGUUUGCGUCGGUCCUUUUUGAUGACAACUUUGACUGUUAUUAUCGUUGUUUACGUUUUUUUCCCCACCGAAUUUUCUCGCUUAUUUUAAUUGGAAACAACGGAAUAUCGCUCCGGACAGUUUUUUAAUUGCCAAGUAACUUUUACGCUAAAUAUUAAAAAAAAAACUAAACUUGAGUUUGGAGUUUACUCGUAUGAUUGGCACACAUUUCACGAGCAUCAUCUGAAUCAAACCGACAUUAAAGAAUGACUGUAACUAAAGAUUGUCUUCAUAUACAGUUGUUUUGAAUUGCAAGAUGAGCUCCAGUCGCGUCCGGCCUCAAGCACCGCAGACCCCGGCAGCAUCUGCCGCAGCAUCUCCGCCGUAUGAAGGGAUUGAGAUGGAAAAAAUGCACCAUGAAGAAGUGGGCCUGGGGGUGCCCGAUGAGACCCCAUCUCCGCCUGCCUCCAGUUCCAGGCAGGCGUGGAGUCGGGACAACCCGGGGUUCGAGCCGGAGGAGGGGAUGAUGGAGGGAGACUGGCCCCCGUCGAGCCCGGGCCGGAGGUCUUUGUCCACGGCCUCCAGUGGCAGCAGCACCAUCGAGCCAGGUAGCUUCUCCGGUAUCACUGCUAGAGUAAACAGAGGACUGUAUCCAAAUCAACCAGCUCAGGACGAGCACCGCAGCUGCGGGAAGAGGAUACUGCAGAAAAUGAGGGUUUUGUGGGACACUCGUCUUUUGGGUGAAAGUAACAGCAACAGAGAGAUGUAUCUGAAGACUGUUCUCAGAGAGAUGAUCACCUACAUACUCUUCCUGCUCACAAUCUGCAUCUUAACCUAUGGAAUGGUGAGCACCAACAUGUAUUAUUACACUAAAGUCAUGUCUCAACUCUUCUUGGAUACACCAAUAACAAACGGAGAACCGACCACCUUCAAGACUCUUUCAACAAUGGAGGACUUCUGGAAAUUCACAGAAGGGCCUUUUCUUAAUGGUAUGUACUGGGAGCUCUGGUACAACAACAAAAGUCUUCCAGAGAACCAGAGUCUGAUCUACUAUGAGAACCUCCUGCUGGGCGUUCCACGUCUUCGACAGCUCAGAGUACGCAACGAAUCCUGUUCUGUCCACAGAGACCUGCGGGACGAGGUGUACGACUGCUACAGCGUUUAUUCCCCAGUCAAAGAGGAAAAGGCACCAUUUGGGUUUAAAAAUGGCACAGCGUGGUUGUACUCAACGGAGAGCAGUUUGGGUGAGAGCAGUUACUGGGGCCAAGUGUCAACCUAUGGCGGUGGAGGUUACUACCAGGAACUGUCACGCACUCGAGAGAUGUCAGCCAAUCAGCUACAAGAAUUGAAAAACAACCUCUGGUUGGAUCGUGGCACCAGAGCAGUGUUCCUGGACUUCUCCAUCUAUAAUGGCAACGUUAACCUGUUUUGUAUUGUCAGAAUGCUUGCGGAGUUCCCGGCCACAGGGGGCGUUGUGACCUCCUGGCAGUUCCAGACCGUCCGGCUCAUCCGGUACGUGUCCAGCUGGGACUACUUCGUGGGGAUGUGCGAAGUGUCCUUCUGUCUCUUUGUGCUGUAUUACCUGGUGGAAGAAUUUCUAGAGAUCCGCCUACAUCGCUUACGCUACUUCAAGAGCCUGUGGAACUGUCUGGAUGUUCUCAUUGUUGCGCUCAGCGUUCCAGCCAUCAUCAUGAACAUCUGCAGAACGUCAGUCGUCAGUCGCAGACUUCACUUCCUGCUGGAGAACCACAGCACGUACCCAAACUUCGAGCCCCUUGCUCGCCUCCAGGUACACUUCAACAACCUGGCUGCUGUUAUCGUCUUCCUAUCUUGGGUCAAGCUUUUUAAGUUCAUUAAUUUCAAUAAGACCAUGAAUCAGCUGUCCACCACCAUGUCACGCUGUGCUAAGGACCUCAUGGGCUUCUCCAUCAUGUUCUUCAUCGUGUUCCUGGCCUAUGCCCAGCUUGCGUAUUUGGUGUUCGGGACUCAAGUUGAUGAUUUCAGCACCUUUCAGGCCUGCAUAUUCACACAGUUCCGGAUCAUUUUGGGUGAUUUUGACUUCUCAGAGAUUGAGGAGGCUGACAGCGUUUUGGGACCCAUUUACUUCACCACCUUUGUGUUCUUCAUAUUUAUGAUUUUACUGAAUAUGUUCUUGGCAAUCAUCAAUGACACUUACUCUGAGGUGAAGGCUGACAUGGCCCAGCAGAGGUCAGAGAUGGAGAUAACAGAUCUCAUUAAGAAGGGCUAUAACAGGGCUAUGGUGAAACUCAAGCUGAAGAAAACCUCUGUCAAUGACAUCCCAGACACCUCGCACCCGGCUGGAGGAAAACUCAGCUUUAAUGAGCUUCGACAAGAUCUGAGAGGAAAAGGACAUUCGGACGCUGAGAUUGAAGCUAUCUUUGCCAAAUAUGACCUUGAUGGAGAUCAGGAGCUUACGGAACACGAACACCAGCAGAUGAGAGAUGAUCUGGAGAAAGAGAGAGAGGACUUGGAUCUGGAGCACAGUUCACUGCCUAGGCCAGAGAGUGGGCGGAGCUUGUCCCGUAGCCAGGACGACUCAGAGGAGGACGACGAUGAGGACAGCGGGCACAGUUCCCGUCGCCGUGGCAGCAGCUCAGGAGGCGUGUCGUAUGAGGAGUUUCAAGUGCUCGUGCGCCGAGUGGACCGUAUGGAGCAUUCGAUCGGCAGCAUCGUGUCAAAGAUCGACGCUGUCAUUGUGAAGUUAGAGGUCAUGGAGAGAGCCAAGAUGAGAAGGAGAGACGUGCUUGGACGCAUUCUGGAUUCAUGGAAUCCGGUCACAGAGGAUGAGAAGAAAGGCAUGAAUCCAGAGCUGAACCGGGAACAGAUGGACAAGCUGGUGAGAGAGGAACUGGAACGAUGGGAGUCUGACGACCAAAUAUCGCAGGUUAGCCAGCGCCAGGCCACUCCCACUGUUCUUGCUCAGCUCCGCCCACGCAAUUCCCGACCACCUUCAUCUCUUUCCACCGAGGGCCCAGAUGCCCCUACCAUUGGGGCCGGUCACAUGUGAGGAGUUUUGUUACAUGACAACUUUUGGAGUUCCGCAGUUCGUUCUACAGGUCCGUUUCUGAUGCAGUGCAUUGGGUAGAAACUAUUUAGUCACAUUUCUGAAGGUUGAACUUCAAACCAAACACACUCAAAUCAGUAUUCCACGGUCAGCCGUCCUGCCGCAUGCCCACAGCUAUAGGAUUAAUAGUGCUGCACAAAAGCUAUUUAUUUAGGUUUCUUUAUAUUAAAGUUAAUUGGGGCUUUUUGUUUGUAGCCAGCCUAUGCUUUAUAAUGCAAAUAUAAAAACUCUUUCACACAGCUAUAAACAUGGAGUCAAAGCUUAAAUUUCCUUUGUUACUUCAGGUCCAAUGCAUUUUAAAAUUGAGGUACAUGAUGACUUAAGCAUGACUUAAACAUUAAGCUUUUGUUAUUUCACAGCAUAAUUUUAGCGAUGUAUAUACGCAACAUACAUGAUACACAAAUUAUCACAUAUUUCACAUUUAAUCUUUAAAAAGGGCCACUGUGGUAAAACACACUUUCACAUAAUCACAGUUUUAUUCUGUAUACUGCUAUGAUUAAGUGCAGAGUGUAGUUGAUAUGAUAUAUAUAAUGUUCUGUAUGUAUAGUGAGGACCAAUAUCAUUCUAUGCAGAACAGAAGAAUGCAUUAAACAUAAACAUUCAUCAAAUUACAUGAUUUAAUAUGAUUGGCAAAUAAACAAAGUGAUAAAACUGUCCUUAGCUAAAGCCUGAUCAUAGCUAACCCCUAACAUCGAAGGGAAAUAUUGGGUUGAGAAGCCAAAUCUAGUCUUAAAUCUAACCCUACAAUCUGAUUGGUUGAUUGGUUCUAGUUAGUUAGAAAUCACAUAAACUGAAGAUGUCAAAACAUUGGGCCUCAUUCAUGAAACACGAGCAGAACGAGUUUUUGUGUAAAUCAUUUGUUAUGUUAUUCUAACGUAAAUUUUCAGAUUCAUAACAAUGUGCGUAUUUUCGAAAUGUUAGUUGGUACGAAAAACAUGCGUAAAACAUUCAAAUGUUCUGUGUUCUUUCUGACAAACUGAUUACUCUGCAUUUUGAUGCAUUGUGUAUCAUAAUGAUAUUUCAUGUUCCCCUGCCCUGUCUGACUCUUUCACUUUGAGUAAAACGCAGAGCUGGUCACUGUCCCUUUCAACACAGCUGUCCAAUCACAGUGGCGUGAAGGACAAAUAAUACAGACCAACCAUCACACUUGCACAACACAACAAUGGAGAAGUUAACAUUGCUGGUUGUCGCAUUUUUAUAUUCAGUAAUAAUCAUAAAAAUAAGAUACUCGUAACAUGUUACUGGCGUUGAUAUUUCUAAUCAUAGCAACUAGCGUGUCUCCGGAAAAACUCACAGUGCAUCCAAAGUGCUCUCAAACGCCAUCACCUGUUUAUUUUACAGAAGAGCACCAGGCAUUAUUAUAACUGAUUAAAAAGCUUUAGUGGACACGCUUUAAUUUAUUGUUAGGCAUAUAUGAAUCUUAUGCAAUAUAAUGUGUCAAACAUGAGAAUGGAUUCCAGAGGAUUCCAUCAUUCCUAGAUACGUAAUUUGCGUAGCUGUCCUUCAUAGGCGGGGAUUAAGCUAAUUAUGAUUAAGUGUGCAUAAAUUCCUUAUUAACAAAUGAUUCAUAAAAGUCCCCUGCGGCCAAGCCGUCUUAUUUCCAUCAUUUCAGGGUGUAUGUGCAUUUUCAAAUUUUAGCUGAAGAUUAUGAGGGUACAUGAAUUUUAAAAAGAGAAUUGAUACACAUUGAUAAGCUAUUUAUUAUAAAUGCUGCAAUAUUUCAUGAAAACACGUUUUACUAUCAAGUAUUUUUCAGGAAGGUCUGUUUUACACGCAAAUCACUCAUAUAUUUACGAAUGUUUCAUGAAAGAGACCCAUUACCUUUCCUAAAUGAACAUUUUGCACUAUGUAUUCUCCAGCAAUGAGCUUAAUUUCACCGUAUGGUUUCCUUUUUAUAUUUUAUAACUCACUCUUCAAUUUAUUACAGUUGUAGUUCUGGCAUGUUUUAUUAUGUUUGUUUAUAUAAUGUGCGUUUUUCUUGGUAAUCUUUAAUAAUUUUAAGUCUCAAAUCGUUUUCAUGCAUCAUAAAAACAAACUUCAAUUUGGAGUGCUUCUGAUUUCAUGGGAUAUCCAUGUGUGUUCGUCUUUUAAGGCAUCGAUUUUUAAAGGUACAGUUCACCCAAAAAUCAUUUUACUCACCCUCAACAUGUUCCAAACCUUUAUAAAUGAAAAAAGAUAUUUGGAAGAAUGUUUGUUGCAGCAUCAAACAUAACAGCAAAAAUAAAGUUGUUUUCUUAUCCAUUUCAAAUCUCAAACUGCAAAAACAAGUAUCCUCCCCCAAUGUCACCUUUCACACAAAUAAGCUGCAAUUUCAUUUGUUGCCAGGAGGGGCACAACAAUUACACUUCACUUUUUAUCGCGAUAAAAUGUAUUCUUUUUUCUUAAGUGUUUUUCAUUAUGCACAAUUUGGUUAUUUAAUGUCACAAUCGUGUACAAUAAAAUCCAUUCAAACACAUAA